Messenger RNA from Acanthoscelides obtectus, 210 nucleotides. Lineage: Eukaryota; Metazoa; Arthropoda; Insecta; Coleoptera; Chrysomelidae. The record is from the annotation of a GenBank genome assembly.
AUGGCUAGUACGAAUCUUGAAAAUAAUUUAAGGAUAGGACAUAUUAAUGUACGUUCACUGAUACCAAGUUUGAACGAAAUUAAGUCUUCGAUAGAUAAUUUGAAGUUGGACAUAUUAGGAGUAACUGAAUCAUGGUUAACUGAACAAGUUGUUCCAGAUAGCACUGGCGGUAUGACUGUCGCUAAAACCGAUAAUGUGAGUAGUUUAUAA